AUGUCACAAAAGAUAGGUCACACGGGAUUAGCCUUUGCCAGGCUUUGGCACCACGUUGACGUGGCUCAGGACAAGAGAACUCUCGGUAGGUUGGCGAGCUCUAUUGCAUUGACGCUGAUCGGGAAGCACAAGCCGGUCUAUCAUCCGAGCCAGGACUGUGGGGACUACGUGGUAGCCACAAAUUGCCAGCAGUUGCGAGUCACAGGUCAUAAAUUCGACCAGAAAACCUACUGGUCUCACUCGCAGAAACCGGGCCAUUUGAAGCAGGUUACGAUGCGUAAGAUGGUCGAAAACAAAGGCCACGGCGAAAUACUUAAGAAGGCCGUCAGUGGUAUGCUACCCAAGAACAAGCUGCGGAAACCUAGGCUCGAGCGGCUCAAGGUCUUUGACGGCAGUCAACAUCCGUAUACAUCAAACAUAACUGCUUUUGUCGAUCAACAGCCCAAAGUCAUGAAGAAAUUGAAGGAAUCGGAAUCCAUUUAG
Molecule: messenger RNA, 483 nt
Organism: Lachancea nothofagi CBS 11611
Lineage: Eukaryota; Fungi; Ascomycota; Saccharomycetes; Saccharomycetales; Saccharomycetaceae
Source: the annotation of a GenBank genome assembly